UCUAGAAGGUAGGGCUGGCAAGCUAAUAUUUAUAUAUGAAGACCGUGAGCAUUCAUUAACAUAAUUUAUUAUAAAAACCCAUGUGCUCGAAUACAUUGAUAAUAUAAUAUUCCUCGAUCCGCUAAUUUUGAAGACACAUUGUAUAAAAUGAUGUGAAAUGAUCAUCUGGACAGCUGCAGUCUAGGAAAAUCCUCAUCGUGAAAUAUCAGCCUACAAGCGACAGGUUCAUGCCGCCUCAAGUCCGGAAAAAAUCUGCGCUGUUCGCCCAACGACUAACAAGAGUAGUACCCUGUCCUACCAAAUAUGGAUGGUGAUUCUAACGAUGGGACUACCACGGAAUCUUUAAAUGGAGAGCCGAAACCAGACGCGGCCAAACUGGCACAGACUGCCAUCAUUAAACAGGAUGUUAUGCUCUCGGCGACCAGCACGCAAUCACCAUUGGCCACUGCCUCAUCUGUCUUUACCAUGCCAACCAUUUCCAUGCCAACCGUUUCCAUGGCGAAUAGCACCGGGCUAGGGGGGCUUGCUGACCACCUAUUCCUGCCCCACAUCCCCUCAGUGACGGACACACCUAAUUCCAACUCCCACGCUGAUGGUAAAGCUGAUGGUGGAAUCACAUCGCUGUCAAGUCCAACUCAGCUGUUUGGUCAGCCGCAGGUGGCAGCACCGCAGUUCUUCCUCACAGGUCAGUCAGUGCAGGCCGCGGCGGCAUCAGCAGCUGGUCAGUGCCACAGUCCGGCCUCCUCAAUACAGCAGCUUCUCAUCCCUGUUUCCACAGGCAAUGGAGCACAGCAGUUCAUUAGUAUUCCGGUGUCCUUGGCGGCCGGCGGUAACCAACAGAUUCAGCUACUCACCACAUCAAACGGGCAGAUCAUCGCCACCAACCUCGCCAACAUCCCGGGUCUAACGCAACCUCUUAACCUCAAUAUCAACAACACAGGCGCACACCAGACCCAGAAUUCCACCACUAAUUCCAGUCAGAGCCAUCAACAGGCUAGCGGACUGGGACUAGCCAAUCAGCUUGGCUCUCUACCUCAACUGCUGACGACCGGAGCACAGGGCCAGAUCCUGGCUGUCGGUCCUCAGGUAAUUAACCCUCUGUCCCUGACGCAGCCUACACUCGCGUCCUCAGCUAACAAUGCACUGACUCAGAUCUCACAGACCAAUGGUCAGCUGACAACCAAUCACAGCUCUGCCUCUACUCACCACACAGCCAUCCGCCACGCCCACACCAACAGCCAGCCGUCAGUAGCGCCAGUGGUGUCCUCCCCCCCAAGACUGCCAACACAGGUCCUUACCCCAACAGUCACCUCAGACGUGCUGCCUCCCAACGUCAGUCAACUGCUUCCAAUUAACCUUUCAGACACAGUAGGGAAUUCAACGGAGAGUACAACAGUGGAUGGGAUCAACCUCGAUGAAAUCAAAGAAUUUGCCAAACAGUUUAAGAUCCGGAGACUCUCUCUGGGGCUAACACAGACACAAGUAGGUCAGGCCCUCAGUGCAACAGAGGGGCCUGCCUACAGCCAAUCAGCUAUCUGUAGAUUUGAGAAAUUAGACAUAACACCAAAAAGUGCUCAGAAGAUUAAACCUGUCCUUGAGCGAUGGAUGCUCGAGGCAGAAGAGAGAUAUAAGAACGGUGUGUCCAAUCUCACCGACUUCAUAGGCAGCGAACCAUCAAAGAAACGUAAACGGAGAACAUCCUUCACUCCACAGGCACUGGAAGUUCUCAACCAGUUCUUCGAGAGGAAUACACAUCCUUCAGGUGCAGAAAUGACAGAGCUGUCAGAAAAGUUGAACUAUGACCGGGAAGUGAUUCGUGUGUGGUUCUGUAACAAAAGACAAGCGUUAAAAAACACCAUUAAAAAACUCAAACAGGAGACACCCUGACAUAGGGUUUGGUCUCUGCAAAUUUGAUUGGUCAAAUCAUGGUCAACCAUUUCUUCCCCAGGAUUUGAUUGGCCAAACCAACUUAGGUCAGCAAAUGUCUUCGCAAAAGAAUAGAAGGGUUUCAUUGGACAUUUGAAAAUGACAACCACCUUCUGCACAACAAAGGAUUUGACUGACCAAUGUGUCCAAGGAUUUGAUUGGUUGGAUUUCCAGAGCCAUGUGUUGAUAGGAUCAUCCAAAAAUUUCAAUUCUGUUUCAGGGAUAAAUGCAGCUACAAGUGUGUGACCCCGUGUAGGGAUAUAAGUGAAAGCUUACGUUUUGUGCUUUUGCAUCAUUUAUACAUAGAUAUGGUUGUCAUGUAGUUUCAUCAUCACCAGCAUCGUCACCAUCAACAUCCUCGUCAUUGUCAACAUCAGCAUCAUAAUUAAUUGUUAGAAAUUGUUGUUCCAAUGUUUUUAUUUUCAGAGCAGGGACCACAGUUUAGGUCUCAAUAUAUUGUUUCUUUUGAAGUUAUUAAGACUAAUUAUGAUUAAUAAAUUAGAUAUGAGCUUAAUAAUCUCCUCAAAAACAAAUCAGAAAUCCAUUUCCUAAAUGGCUUUGUGAAUUUAGAUGCUCUGUUGGAGAAUGUGUAGUAAUGUUAACAGUUACUUUCUGACUCAUUAUAGCUAUGCGUACCAGGAGAGACAAGGUACAGGUAGUACUUUUAUACGGUACCCUGUGUCAUCUUAGAUCUGUGCUAUGUUUAGAAUUUGUCUGUCUUAAUACUGCAAUUUUUUAAAUAUAAAGAAGAAUAUCAGAUAAAUGUUUACCUUGUUUAGGUAAAAGGGUGACACUGGAAAAGGGAGAUAAUCCAAGUGCCCCAUUGUCUUCAACACUUUACGUUUUGGUUAUCAGGUAAAGGGAGGUAACUUGAGUUUUUCAGGACUACUGCAAGUAUGAGAAUUAUUCAAAACUCUUUCUUGUUUCUUCAGAUAUCUUGUAAUGGUGUCAAAGAGUAAAAACUUAAUGUUUAAAACCAUACAUAGCUACAGGUACUGAUAUUUUCAACAAAUUGAAAAGGUAUGAACAUUUUUAAUUCCCUUUUCAUUUGAACAAGAUAUUUAUCAGAACAAGAGUUUCAGCUUAAUUUUGUAAGUAUGGAACCCAAUGAUUAAAUAGUAUCUGGUUCACUAGAAUGACUAGACUAUAAAUAGUAUCUGGUUCACUAGAAUGAUGAUUUACAAUGUGUCUGUGUCACUCCAUUAGCCAAAGGAAGUACCUCGCCAAUUAACAGGUUUAAUUGUUCAAAAAACAUUUAAGGUCAAAAAAUUAUAAUUCAAAUAGUGGUUAUGUAGAAAUUUUCAGUUUUAAGUGUGUUUACAUUUCCAUUCUGUGUUUACAUCUGAUGUAAGUGAGUAUUUGGUUGCACGUUUUUAUAUUUUUCUAUCUAUUAUUGAUACUUUUCACUUCUACCUGUAUGUGUUACACAUUGUAUCUAAAUGAUGGUGAAACUCUAUAUUUAGAUAUUAUUUUUUGUUGAAAGUCUUUUAAUUUUUCUUGUACUGUCAGCCAUAGGAUAGUUGCAAUAUGAUACAUGUUUUUUUUCCCUGGAGCUGUACAUGUUAACAUUGACUUGGUUGGUCAGACCUACUAGCUGUACGUGUUAACGUUGACUUGGUUGGUCAGACCUACUAUCUGUACGUGUUAACGUUUACUUGGUUGGUCAGACCUACUAGCUAUACAUGUUAACGUUGACUUGGUUGGGCAGACCUACUAGCUGUACAUGUUAACGUUGAGUUGGUUUUUCAGACCUACUAGCUGUACAUGUUAAUGUUGACUUGGGUGGUCAGACCUACUCGCUGUACGUGUUAACGUGGGCUUGGUUGGUCAGACCUACUAGCUGCACAUGUUAACGUUGACUUGGUUUGUCAGGCCUACCAGCUGUACGUGUUAACGUUGACCUGGUUGGUCAGACCUACUCGCUGUACGUGUUAACGUGGACUUGGGUGGUCAGACCUACUCGCUGUACUUGUUAACGUUGACUUGGUUUGUCAGGCCUACCAGCUGUACGUGUUAAC
Molecule: messenger RNA, 3944 nt
Organism: Mizuhopecten yessoensis (Yesso scallop)
Lineage: Eukaryota; Metazoa; Mollusca; Bivalvia; Pectinida; Pectinidae
Product: POU domain, class 6, transcription factor 1-like
Exons: 10
Coding region: 304-1887 (527 amino acids)
Biological process (GO): regulation of transcription by RNA polymerase II
Molecular function (GO): DNA-binding transcription factor activity, RNA polymerase II-specific; RNA polymerase II cis-regulatory region sequence-specific DNA binding
Source: RefSeq, a predicted model, not a curated record